AUGCACGAUGCAAUUCAUAUCGGAAACCUCUGUUGUUUGGACAUGGGAAAACAAAAGACGAUCGGCGGCGUGGAUCACUAUCAGCAACCCGUUCACGAGGUCAAAGAGGAGCUACCCUACUUCGACGAUCAGGCAACGGAAAAAGAAAGCAUUAAAUCUCCCUUCAUAAGGAGCAUGAUUGAGCAGCUUUUUCGAAUACAAUUACAAGAAGACCGAGAUAUCGUUGUGGAAAUAUUUCUCAUGUACGACGUUCUGGUCCGACCGGCGCUAAUCGUGCAGGACCAUAUUGCUUCCACUGGGACCAUUAUUCUGAACGACGUAAAAUCAUCUGGAACAUCUGUACUCAAGCAUUACGACCUGCUGUUACACGAAUAUAUGGUCACCGCCAUCCAGAGACGUCCAGAUGCGCGCUCCUCCGCUUUAACGGAACCGCAAACAUCAAUAUUGGAAACAAGCAGUCGUCUAGGAGACGUCCUAAAAACAAUUUCCUGUGACAUUACUCUCAUGACCGCAAUUCCAGACAAGCCUCAAAGCCUAUCUCCGUACAUCGUUUCCAACGUGAUUUUGACAACACUACUUCAUCUCCAGACCAUGCUCGUCGACUACUGCAGCAGCUCCGACAUUCCUCUACCAACAACUGAAGUUCGACGGUGUGUCGUCUCCCUAUUGGCCUUUAAUAUGUCCUCCUUAAGCCCUCUCAGCAUCGAUGCCUCCAUCGAACCGAGCCUUUGCAAAGUAUACCGAUACUGGUCAUAUCCGCCGAACGAAGAAUGCAAAAAUGUACAGAUCAAAGGACUCGAUUGGUCUACAAUUGCGUUGGAAGGAAGCUUCUGGGAUGACUCGAUUCAAGGUGCAUCAUCACGUGCAGCUCGGAUAUUAUGGCAUCAACUUGCAAGAACGCACGGGAUUUUUGAAGAGACCGAUGUGUUUUUUGAUGUACAAAAGCAUGUACUCCAGACUCUGGGUAUGCUCGACGUUUCCAAAGCCGUCCGCGCGCACUUUUUCGGCCGCGAUAUGCCAACGGCUGAGCCUCCUUCCAAGCAAAUGACCCAUUUGCACCUAGGCUUUAACACUCCCUAUACCCCUCCAAGCGAUGUGGCGAUUCGCCCGUAUCAGCGGGUACCAGCCAGGCUGCACGCUGUUCUCCAAUUCAUUUCGCUGGUCGAUGGAUUUGAUAAAGACAUGUAUGAUGAACUAUUACCAGUGUGCUAUGAGAUGCUAAAUGCUUCCAACGACACAAUCACCGUCAUGGGAGCGGUUGCCGUCUACCAUUUACUGCAAUUGAAAGGGUCUGCUCGUUCAGCUUGGCAGCCGGCAGCAAUCAGCAAUCUUGAAGGACUAGUCAACCAGGCCGUGAAGGUCUGCGAUAAGAGCAAUCAUUUUGCCAUUUUGGGGCUUGUUCAACGAACAUUGCUUAAGGAUUAUAUCGCCGACGAACACGUUGGGCAGACUCGAAGAAAAACGACAACUUGGUGGCUUUGGAAACUGGAUCGUAAUCAGCAUCGCUUAACCGAUGGUACUGUUUGGGGUCUGCUGUUGGGUGGCGUUGUUCCUCUUCUACACCAACACGCUCAGUUCGGAAACGCUGAUGCCAGCGAACUGGGGCGAAUGGGACUAGCAGCAAUGUUGCCACUAUUGCGCGCUGGAGGAAGAAACGAAAUGGAACGCGAAGUCUCUAUCCUUGCUUUGAUUGGAUUGAGCAACUUGAUGGUGGCAGCCUAUCCAAUUAUGCCACAUCAUGGAGGUAAAAUCAUUGCCGAGCUGUUGGGAGCUUUGGGAAAGUGUGAAAGCGUUUUACUGGAAGAUGUUUUGAGGCAUGUCGCAGUGUUAGCGGUGAUAGUUUGCGGUGAUCGUGCUGCAAAGCUUCUGAACGAAAUAUCCGAUUCCAAUAAAUACGAGUCGUUCUUGAUUGACAUAGCUCAUGAUGUUCAAUCUCGGGCCGCCAACUGGAAUGGGUCUUAA
Phaeodactylum tricornutum CCAP 1055/1 is the source of this 1962-nucleotide messenger RNA. RefSeq lists its product with no specific name. The transcript has 2 exons. NCBI's taxonomy places the organism in Eukaryota, Bacillariophyta, Bacillariophyceae, Surirellales, Neidiaceae. The record is from RefSeq and is a predicted model, not a curated record. The coding region runs from base 1 to 1962 and encodes 653 amino acids.